Molecule: messenger RNA, 1005 nt
Organism: Zygotorulaspora mrakii
Lineage: Eukaryota; Fungi; Ascomycota; Saccharomycetes; Saccharomycetales; Saccharomycetaceae
Exons: 1
Coding region: 1-1005 (334 amino acids)
Cellular component (GO): peroxisomal membrane
Molecular function (GO): ADP transmembrane transporter activity; FAD transmembrane transporter activity; NAD transmembrane transporter activity
Source: RefSeq, a predicted model, not a curated record
AUGUCGACUGAAGAUAGAGCUAGCCAGCAAAAUGUUGGUGAAAUUGUACAUGCCCUUUCAGGAGCUGGGGCUGGAGUACUGUCACUAUCAGUAACAUACCCUCUGCUAACUAUUUCAACAAAACUGCAGUCUGAAGACAAAAAUAAAGACGCUCAAAUUGAACAAAAGAAAUCUGCAAAGGAGAUCAUCAAAAGCAUUUACGCAAAAGACGGUCUACUUGGGUACUAUGCUGGUCUCGAAAGUGCCGUUUACGGUAUUGCCGUAACAAACUUUGUCUACUACUAUUUUUAUGAGUUAGCCGCAAACUCGAUCAAGAGAGUUCGUGCAAAUAAUCAACUAAAUACCCUCCAAUCUAUGGCUACUGGUGCAGUUGCAGGUUCGAUCACUGCUAUCGUUUCUAAUCCGAUCUGGAUAGCCAACACAAGAAUGACGGUCACGAAAUCCCAGGAGAGUACUUUAUCAACUAUUAUAAAAAUAAUCCAAAAGGAUGGACCAAUGACCCUUUUCAAUGGAUUGAAACCGGCAUUGAUCCUUGUUUUGAAUCCUGUAAUCCAAUACACAGUUUUUGAACAGCUCAAGAAUAUAAUCUUGGCAUUACAGAAAAAGAAAAACCAGAAAGAAGUAUUAUCACCCCUUUGGGCAUUCGUCCUUGGAGCUCUGGGCAAACUCAUAGCUACCGGUGCAACCUAUCCAUAUCUUACUUUAAAAACUAGACUUCAUCUAGCUGGGCAUGAUAAUGUCAACAAGAAAUCGGCAGAAGCUGGUCAGAGAAGUGAAGAAAAAGUAACUAUGAUCUCGGAAGCGCUUAAAAUCAUAAAAAAAGAUGGUGUAUCAGGCUUUUACAGUGGCAUUAGUUACAAAUUGGUCCAAAGUAUAUUGAACGCCGCAUUCCUAUUCUUUUUUAAGGAAGGGCUGGUGAUGUGGUCCGUGCGUUUGAUAUCUGAAAUGCGUAGUGUAAUAUCUAUGAAGAACAAAAUGCUGAAAAUACAAGCUGUGAAAAAAUAA